AGUAUACGAUAGAGUGAAUGAUAAUAUUGCUUCCUCGUCCAUCGUUAGUCAACAGUAAUACGGUAUAUUUUAAAAAUACGGUUUUCAUUACGUAGAAAACGUAUUUUAAAAUCUGAAGAUCUCAUUUCGAAGUACCAGGGCGCUUGAAGCUUGUGACAUAUCUCAAUACUGGAAUAAUUGCGUCAUAGAAAUCAGCCAAUCAACAUUGAAGAAAAACGCACAAAAACAACCCGCGGUCAUGUGAUCAAGUGUAUCUUUUCUGGCACGUGGGGUCGGUGAUCUUGACGAACCUCGUGCGAGGAAUUUACUAUGAAUUGUACUUGUGUUGUAAAUUAUUGUUGUUUCAUCGCGUAGUAAUCUGCUAGGAGUUUUCCUUCGUCAAUUUGUUUGUUUUGUUUUUAUCAACCGGCGUUUUUAAGUGUCGUUUUAACUUCGCCCACUGUGUAUACCGUACUGAUUUUAUUAUCGAUCGUGGGCCGCGUGAAUUCCACCAUUUUAUCUGCUUGGAAUUUUAUUACAUUCUUCCAGUUGGCCAUUGGAAAUAAAUAUGGAAGAUCUGAACGGUCAGGAGUUCAUGGGCUCAUCCGGCCAGAACCCUCCAGUCAGAAGAGGGAGGCUCCAGGUUUCCAAAGUUGGACCAAGUUUUAAUUGGCAGGCAUUUCAAACUCACAUAGAGUCAUAUGGACAAAUUUUUAAAACAACUUCUCAAACUGAUGAAGAUGACCAGUCAUUGUUGACAUGUUUUGUUGAAUUUGCAGACCCAAAUAAUGCAAGAAGGGCUGCAGAUGAUUUGAAUGGAAUUGAUUUUGACGGUAGUAGAUUAGAGCUAGCAUAUUUUGAGGAUGAUUCCCAACCAUUAUAUGAUGACACGACAAAGCAAAGGAAUCGACAGGGCGGUAGAAAUAGACCUCGAUGGAAUAGACAGAAUAGUCAUGCUAAUAUGCCUUUAAGAAUAUUAAUUCCUGGCGACAUGGUUGGUGCUGUCAUCGGAAAGGGCGGCGAAACGGUCCGCAAAAUGUCAAAUAACACAAAUGCAAGAAUUGAUGUACAUAGAACUGUUAAUAUAAAUGGAUUUAAGCCUGUAACAAUAACAGGCCAAACAGACAGACCAGGAGAAAAUUGUAGUGCAGCAUUUAGGGAAAUACACCAGAAACUUAUUGAAGAAGCAGAAAAGAAAGCUGAAGGGGAAGAACAGACGAGCAUACCAAUGAGGAUGUUAGCGCCUGAUUUGCUGAUGGGUAGAGUAAUUGGAAAAGGGGGUAGAAAUUUAAAAGAAAUCAAAGUAAAGACGGGGACAAAAAUAGAUGCAACUAGAGAUCCUGUCACGCCAGUUUUUAACGAAAGAAUAAUCACUAUCGAGGACCCAAGUUUCGAAAAUCCUGUUGAAAAAUGUAGCAACGCGGAAGAGGAAAUUAGUAGAAUUUUACGGAAAAAGUUAUCAGGAUGA
Molecule: messenger RNA, 1447 nt
Organism: Dendronephthya gigantea
Lineage: Eukaryota; Metazoa; Cnidaria; Anthozoa; Malacalcyonacea; Nephtheidae
Product: insulin-like growth factor 2 mRNA-binding protein 3
Exons: 13
Coding region: 548-1447 (299 amino acids)
Biological process (GO): regulation of gene expression
Cellular component (GO): nucleus; cytoplasm
Molecular function (GO): mRNA binding
Source: RefSeq, a predicted model, not a curated record